CUCAAGCACUCCUCCUCGUCUUUGCAACUAUUACAAUUCAGAGAGAGAGAGAGAGAGAGAGAGAAUGGCCAUAUCAAGCAGUUGCUGCCUCAAUCUCUCCCCUCCCCCUCCUACCUCUAGCCCAUCUUCCCUCACUGCAAAGACAACCCAGGUUGCAUGGCCAAAGAAGGAAAGAUCAUGGAGAAGCCAAUGCGUAUUGGGGUUGACAUGUAUCAUAAUUGGGCUUGAAAUUGACAAUUUAACAAUGGGCAAUGAAAGCAUGGCCAUUGAUGAUCAGAAUAUGAAGCCAGUACUAGUUGUUGAACCAAACCAGAAGGGUAAUAGAUGGAGCGACAAGAGAAGGUGUCCACCGUGGCGAGAGAAUGCAUUGGAGACCGUCGUGCCGGAGAACCUUCCGAGGCCGUCGGCUCACCGGAGAUGGGAGGCUGUUGGUUACACAACUGUUGCUCCGGCGGUGAAAGUUGCUGUAGUUAGAACUAGCAAUGGUGGCUGUUUCACUAUGUAAAAAAGUUCAGUGAAUGUUUUAGAUGCAAAGUUGUGAUAUUACGCAUAGAUAAACCAAAUCUUUCAAACAAAAUUAAUAUUAUACCAAUAGAAUUUUUAUACAUAA
Molecule: messenger RNA, 610 nt
Organism: Camellia sinensis
Lineage: Eukaryota; Viridiplantae; Streptophyta; Magnoliopsida; Ericales; Theaceae
Source: RefSeq, a predicted model, not a curated record